Molecule: messenger RNA, 1666 nt
Organism: Myzus persicae (green peach aphid)
Lineage: Eukaryota; Metazoa; Arthropoda; Insecta; Hemiptera; Aphididae
Exons: 8
Coding region: 91-1566 (491 amino acids)
Source: RefSeq, a predicted model, not a curated record
UUCUAAUGGAAUGUAGGUAUACACUACAUAUUUAAGAUAUAUUACCACAAUGAUAAUAAUUCUAAUUUUUUUUCUGCAGAUUGUAUUAAAAUGUGGUCCAUAGUAUGUUUCACUGAAGAAAAUACCAUUGAAUGUAUCCCAAACUUUUGGUAUAAAAAUAAUUUAUGUGCAUGGCCAAAUAGUGUAAAUAAAAUUAAUCCUCGAUUACUCGUCGAACGACGCGCUUCUCCAAAUCAAUUUGAGUUCAAUUUCUUUAAAGCAAGAUUAUUAGCUUCUGAUAUAAGUAAUUUAACCAAGGCAUAUAAACAGUUAAAAAAAGCUGAGGAUACUUCUGAAUUAUCAACAUUUGAAAACGAAGUCAUUAGUAAAUCAAAGUCAAAACAAAUCAAAAAUAAUUCCAAUCAUAUAAAUAUUGUUAAUGAAAAAACUACAAUGAAGAUACAUCCAAAGAAUAAAAUCUCCUCAAUUCUCAAGAGUCCACCUAAAUUUAUUCAUAAAUUUGGGGAUAACAACAGCAAUUCAACAACUACAAGUAAUAAGACCGAAAUUAUGAACCAAGUAUCUUAUGAUAAAUACAAAAAAGCCAAAGAUAAUUGUAGUAGCAGUGAGUGUAAUAUUGUAUAUUCUGAUGAAGAUAACAAUUGUGGUACUUCAUUCAUUCAUCAGGGCACUAGUGAUUCAGACUUAAAAUCAAGUAUUAAAAAUAAUAAAUCUCCUAUUAACUGGAACACAAGUGUUGACAACUUGUAUCCUAUUGAUAUACAAAAAACAUCCAGUCCUGUUCCUAAAACUUGGACUGUAACUCCUGUAAAGUUAACACCCACUAUUAACUGUAAAAAGAAAUUGGAUUUCUAUUCUGAACCUCUAUUAUACAAAAACAUUGGAGAAUCUGUACAUUCAAGUAUAUUCAUUUUUUUCAAGUACCUAGUCAAUGUUAAACAAAUAAAUACUUUUAUUUUAACUCUAGAAAUUACAAAAAAAACCAAUGCUUCAACAUCCCAUACUGUUCAAUCAGGAAAUGAUUUAGUAUCUUCUGCAGAUUUCAUGAACAAAUUUUAUCGUACUGUAGUUUCCUUAAAGUAUGACAUUAAGGAAAUUCUUAUCAAAUUGGAUCGUCUAGAGAAUAAAGCGACCGAGAAUGAAGCACGCCUAAGCAUGUCUGCAGACUUCCGUGAUGUUCACGAAGAAAGUAGUGCUAUAUUAUGGAAUUUUCCAAUUACUUCAUUGGAGGAACUUGAAUUGUUUGAAGAAAAGCUGCUGGAUAAAUCAUUUCGAUUGAGAAUGGUUAAGGAUCUUAGUUUAAUGGUGCGAAAUACUGUAUCAGAGACUGUACGUCAAAUUAUUUCUAGAAUGUUUAUUAACGAAGUUUUAUCUAAGUAUUCAUUUGUUGGGCAAAAAAAGAAAUUAUCAUUUUCUAUUUUAAAUUCCUGCACAGUUAUAUUCGAUGCAAUAAGAAAUAUUAAACAAUUCAAAGAUACACCAUCUUUAAUCAUUGAGAAGCCGUUCAAAGAAUAUUUAGCCGGAGCUAAAUUCCGUGACUUAAAAAAAAAAACAAAAACAAGAUAAUAUGAUGCAAACCGUUUAAAUUGUACCAUUAUAAUGUAUUAUUUGUUUUUAUUAUUAUUAUUAUUAAGGUGUAUUCUCAUUUUAUAGGUAUACCUGCAAA